CCAUGAGUACACUGGGGCGGGAAUAUUAAAAUCACAGUUCUCACUUAAUAUGCCUCCAAUUAGAAAUGUGAGUGAUGGCAGGUCAUUUAAGGAAAGCCAGCCAGGACAGUACAUUUAUGACCCCAUGUUUUGUAUCCAUGGGGGUGACAUUGAGGAUGAGGAGAGUGUUCCAGACAUAUCACAGCUACCAUUCCAGUCCUACUUGAGUACUCCUCAGAAAAGUCCAAAUAAUGUAGAAGAAGUACUGGCUGUUACUCCAGAUGACAAGAAGACCCGCAGCACUGGCCAGAAUAAAACACCAAGAACUAUGAUGAAAAUGAUGGAAAGACAUAGAGAAAAUGAAAGGGUACGUCAUCACACGUUAAAUAAAAGUAUGAAGAAAGUAUGUGACAGAGUUCCUGGAUUAAGUCCAUUCAUGAAAGAAACAAAGGUUGUGAUGAUGCAAAGAAUUAUUGCCUAUAUUUGUUACCUUGAGAAUACAAUUAGCUUUGUAUGUGGCCAUCUUGGUAUAAAACAACUAAGAAUGUCAACUAAUUUCAUUACAGAACAGUGGACAGAACCAGCUGAGAAGAAAGAAGAAAUAACUAUGAUAAAGCGAAAGGUGGCUCCUAAAAAUAACAAGAAGAUGCUGAUAGAGAAAAGAAGACAAAAGAUAUCAUCACCAACAAUAGAUUCAACAACAGAUGAUCUGUGUCAUACAGUUACUCAGGAGAUGGUUGUCAACUCUCAAGACUCGCAAGGAGUAUCCUCAACGCUAAAAAUAAAUGAGGACAUAUUCUUGGAUGAUAAUGCAUGCUGUGUUCCUGAACAUUAUGAAGAUCCUUAUUUGAAUGAAGAUUUCCUGCCAUCCUCCACAAAACUGGAUAAUUUCCCUGAUGCGUUUGAUUUGAUGUCUAGUCCACUUGGUAAGAUACCACACCAUCAGACUAUAGAUAGUAGUGAUGAAUGUGGUAUACGGGAAGAUAAACAAGACAUGGAUAUCUGUGAAUCUCCUCUAAGAACCAUUUCUCCUGACUGUGUUCUAGCCACAACUUUAUCCCAGUCCUCAAAUCCUCCAGCUACUCCAAUAAACUAUAGUAUUACUCCCACUAAGUAUAGAAACAAGAGAAAACAGAGCACACCCCAGAGAUCUCCGUUCAAUGAUAUUUCUAACAUCUCACCACACAGAAGACAAGCUAUGUCAUCACCAAGUGAUAGAAAAUGGAUGAGAACCGAUAGUAAAUUCUCUAAAGAAUGUCCAGUUGAUGAAGAUUUUAUGUCAUAUGAACCUGAUAUUUACAGAUUUCACAAAUCUGCUGCAUCUCGUAGGAAAAAAUGGGAUGUUGAAAAUCAACCUCCAAAUAGUCAAUCAAGUUCUGCAGUAUCUUCAGUUUCAAAAAUAGAAAAAAUAGACCACAGAAAAACAACAUGGAUGAAUGGAUUUAUGAUGUUCAGUCGCUUGAAUAGAAGAUCAUUCAUUGAAGCUAACCCUGGUGUCCAUACUUCGCAUAUAAGUAAAAUGAUGGGUCAUGCUUGGAGGCAGAUGACAUCGGAUGAUCAAUUCCCUUAUAGAGAGAAAGCAAAAGAAUAUGCCUCUUCAAUGAAAAAUCUGAUGUGUGAUGAAUCUGUCUCCAGUGAUAAUGAUAGCUGAACACAUAUUUGAUCCAUUCUGGAAUGUGACUAUCUGAAGUUUCUUAGGGUCAAUCCCUCCUAUUGAACUUUGAUGUAAAUGAAGUUGUUACUAUCCAUCAUAUGAUAAGACUUUGUACUGGGACUAUGCAUGAUAAUGCCCCUUCGUAUAUUCUAUACUUGAUGUUAGGUCUCAAUAGUUUUGAAUUUUUAUGUUUUGUUAUAAUGAUCAUGUUUUUAUGGUCAAUAAUAAGGAAUAUUACUAAAACUGUGCAAGUUUAAAUUAUUUUAUGAUCCUACAUUUCCGAGAGCCAUCGGUGAAGUGGUGUUAAGAAUUUUAUAGUAACCUUAUUUAGAAUGUAGCAGUUCCUUUGAUAUUUAUAUAUAUAUAGCUACAUAAUUUGUGACAUUAUAUUUUGAUGAUGUUGGUCAUUUAUGGUAGAUACUUGGUGCCGAAACCAUUCUGGAUAUAAUUGUUAUCUGACUAAAUUGAUGUUAGGAAGUCAUAUUGCUUGAAUGUACAAGCUAAGAUAAAAUAAAAUAGUUGAAUUCAAAUUGUUAGUUCUCUUUAGAGAGCUAUAUUUAGAAAGGGCUAUUGCAAAUUAUUAUAGGAACAGAACAUUAUACUUUGUUAUGGAACAGUCUUUUAUAUGAGUUUUAGUGUUAUCUUUAAAAACUUCAUUUAUUUUUAAUUUAUCAGGCAUCUGAUAUUCAGAUAUUAAAACAACAUAUAUAUAUCUAUUAAUACCAACGAAGUAAAGGGAGCUUUUGGAGACCCUGUCCUUUAAGAUUUCGACAUUUUGAUAAAAUACCAGUGGAUAGGCUUAUUUCAACCAAAACAUCUGUUAUUGAAAUAUUUUUAAUUCGAACAAGAAUGUUAAGUUUUUCUGAGUACAUGAGAAAAUAUGAAAGUUGUCCAAUUCGACAUCCUUGAUGCUGUUGGAUUUGACAAUAUGUUGACAAUUUAACAUGGUCGAAUUCAUUGAUGUUCAGAGUGCUUAAUCUAUUUCUUCCCUGAGAUAUUGAAAAUAUUUUUGUUGUUGUUUAUUGUUAUUGCUUUUAUUAUGUUUAUGAUGAUUUUAUCGUUUUAAUGAGAUUUUUUACUCUAGUCCUAUGUUACUUAUGAUAUUUUUGUUAAUGUUUUUUAUUUCUAUUUUCUAAACCAGUUUAUUUAUUUUGCUCAUAUAUAUAAAAUUUUAAGUCCAAAACUUGCAAAGUUUUUGUGUGUGUUUAAUUUCUAUAAUUUUUUUACCUUUGUGGUCUUUUGUGGCUGGUAAAAUGUUAUUUCAUGCAAUGUGUUUGCAAUUUUUUUCACAAGUUUUCCUGAUUGAAACUUGUUAUUCACAGUGUUUGUGAAAACUGAUAAAAACCAAGGUAUAGCUAUUUUUAUCUCACUUGGCCCAAAAGGCGUCCGUCGUUAACAAAUGUUUUACAAAAAUCUUGAUAAAGUAUUUAGAGCAAAUCUGACGGGGUUUAAAUGUUCAUCAGGUUAUGAUCUAUCUACCCAUAAAUUUUCAGACAAAUCAGACAAUCCGUUGUUGAGUUGCUGCCCCUGAAUUGGUAAUUUUAAGGAAAUUUUGCAGUUUUUGGUAAUUAUCUUGAAUAUUAUUAUAGAUAGAGAUAAACUGUAAACAGCAAUAAUGUUCAGCAAAGUAAGAUCUACAAAUAAGUUUACAUGACCAAAAUUGUCAAUUGACCCCUUAAGGAGUUAUUGCCCUUUAUAGUCAACUUUUAACAAUUUUUCGUAAAUUUUUGUAAUCUUUUACUAAAAUCUUCUCCUCUGAAACUACUGGGCCAAAUAGAAUCAAACUUGGCCACAAUCAUCAUUAGGGUAUUCAGUUUAAAAAAUGUGUCUGAUGACCUCCCCUGCCAACAAAGAUGGACGACGUGGCUAAAAAUAGAAGAUAUGGGGUAAAAUGCAAAUUUUGUCUAUUAUUCUGAUAACAGUUAUAAAUAGAGGAAAUCUGAACAGGGUGUCCUAUGUUGAAUGCAUAUAGACCAAGGUGAGCGACACAGGCUCUUUAGAGCCUCUAGUUUUUUUUUUGCAUUCAUCGUACAAAGACCAUUUAUUUCCCAUUUGUAAAUACGUGAGAUUUUUUUUUUCUUAACUGACCAACCUACCCCGAUCUUUCACAUAAGAAAUCGGUUAACCAACAAAUUAGAAAACCUGACUUAUGUAUUCACAUACUCACUUUUUUUUUCUAUUUCGUUAAGGUCUUAGUCACAACAUUUUAUGAAAUAUAAUAUUAGUAAGAUGAUCUGUAUGCUCAAUAAAUUAUGUUUCGAUAAAAAUAUAUUUGAUUUUAUUCAUAAAUAUGACUGUCUCAAUAAUUAAAUUUCAAUAAGGAGUUGGAACACUCUUUUUAUUUUAUUUUAUCCCACCAUGUAUACAAUUUUAGUUGAUUGUUUCCAUUAUUCCUUUAGGUAGAAAUCUAGAAACAUCGAUCUCCUAAUCAAAUUUUAUUCAAAGUGACUUAUCAUCAUGAUCUCUUUCAAGUAAAACUUAAAACUCUUUAAAUGAAUAAUUUUAAAAUAUGUUUUCCCAUGCUUUUAAAUGAAUAUAACAUUGUUUGAUGUUAUAAUUGUCAUCCUUGGGUUAUUUUUCUUCCUUGUAUAUCUACAUACUGUUGACUUGUAUCAGAGUUGAGGUAUUAGUUUACAGAAUUUGUUCUGUAAGAUUCUGUAAAUAUGGGUUUGUCAAUGAAAUUAUCUCCCUUUGAUGGGAUUCUAAGCAGGAACAUAGGAAGGGUCACUUGUAUUGUUUUUUUAUUAUUUUAAAUUGCAUAUUUUUACGUGAAGCUGAUGCCACACCAAAUAAAAUUCCAUUGUUUAACUUUCAUGUACUUUUGAACAAUUUCUGACACAAAUAGAUUAAAAAUCUCAAAUCCUGAGGAAAUUUAAAUGAAAAAGUCUCAAACUGCUAUAAUCAGAUAUGAUAUUUUUUAGAUAGUUUUUAAAGAAAAUCUGUUAUCUCCACCAUUUCUUGUGCAGUUGUUUCUUUUAAAAAUUAAUAUAAAAGAAUUAGAAUCAUACAAACUGUUUAGGUACUUGAACCAUGUAUUGGCUUCCUAAAGAAGAAAAAAUAUAAUCUGGUAUGACUUUACAUAUCUAAGGUUUGCUGUUUCCCUUUGUUUUCACAACAACAAUUUGUGUCAUUGUGAAGAAAGUAAAUUGAUAAUGUCAAUGCAUAAUUUACAGAAUCAUAGUGAGUAUUGUAAGAAAGGUUUAGUAAAAUAAUGGAAACUCAUUUUCGUCUUUCAGUUAUAUCAAAAUCAUUGUACAAAAUAUUUAUUUGUUUGCAAUAAAGCAAAAAGAGGUUGAGCAAAUGA
Messenger RNA from Mytilus californianus (California mussel), 4937 nucleotides. RefSeq lists its product as uncharacterized. Bases 50 to 1630 code for a protein of 526 amino acids. The transcript is spliced from 14 exons. The record is from RefSeq and is a predicted model, not a curated record. Gene Ontology annotation, molecular function: protein dimerization activity. Lineage: Eukaryota; Metazoa; Mollusca; Bivalvia; Mytilida; Mytilidae.